GCAAAUCCUUGGGCACCAUGCUGACGGACCUGGAGACUGCCAUGAACUCCCUCAUUGAGGUCUACCACAAGUACUCCCUGGAGAAAGGGAAUUACCAUGCCAUCUAUAGGGAUGACUUGAAGAAAUUGUUAGAGACGGAGUGUCCUAAGUUUAUGACGAAAAAGGAUGUAGGCACCUGGUUCAAAGAGUUGGACAUCAAUGAGGAUGGUGCACUUAACUUCCAGGAGUUCCUCUCACUGGUAAUAAAGGUGGGCCUGGCAGCCCAUGAAGACAUUCACAAAGAAUAGCAGAGCUAUAGAGCCCUGGGUCUGGUCCCCUGGACU
Molecule: messenger RNA, 323 nt
Organism: Lipotes vexillifer (Yangtze River dolphin)
Lineage: Eukaryota; Metazoa; Chordata; Mammalia; Artiodactyla; Lipotidae
Gene: S100A8
Product: S100 calcium binding protein A8
Exons: 2
Coding region: 18-287 (89 amino acids)
Biological process (GO): leukocyte migration involved in inflammatory response; neutrophil chemotaxis; response to lipopolysaccharide
Cellular component (GO): extracellular exosome; cytoplasm
Molecular function (GO): calcium-dependent protein binding; calcium ion binding
Source: RefSeq, a predicted model, not a curated record